GAGUGUUACGCACAAAAGUUUAGUUUACAUAAAAGAUUACAGUUAAGGAGCCUGCGGGCAUCUGGGACUCUCAUUUAUGAACACAACGAUGUAGCGCAGCUGUUCGAGGCUUGGAGGUGGCGGGGAUUUCUGUUUGACUGCAUAGCCGGAAAGUACGCCAAUGAUUCGUUUCCCCAGUGGGACUGUUGACGGUCUCUCUUGCUUCUUAUCUAUCCCACAUACCUUGCUUAAUGCCUCUCCUCUUAAUCCCGGAGGACUGACCAUGCAAGGUAUUGAUGGCUCACCUUCCGGUCUCCCUUUCACAGGACACACUCCUUUUGUUAGGAACCUAUGUUUGGGACUCAAUUUACCUAUCAUAAAUACCGCAAAUAUUAUUCCUCCUCCGAAUCUCGGGGUAGGCGUAGUACCUUCAGUUUCUUGUGCAUCUGCAGGGUGCCAAAACCCAGUUUUGUGUUAUCCUGUCUCAGUGACCCAAACGGCCCACUCGGUUAUUGAUUCUGGUCCAUCUGAUCCAUCUGUUCACACGAUUGUUCGUGGUCCAGUUAUGUACACAAGCGCAUUCAACGGCUGAUUCACAUUCGAAUCGAUUCAUCUGCGCCUCUACUGGUUAAUGAGUGGUCGUGAUUUGAUUCAACGAAGUAAUGGAAUUCAUUCUAGUAAUGAGAAAAAUAAAGAAGAAAGUCCUCCUGAUCGUAUUGUGGCUUCUUAUGCUGCUGCAGCACAUGCAGCUGCAUUGGCUUGUCAUCAACCGAUUUCCAGAGCUGCUGAAGCUUAUUUAGCCACAAACUCUUAUAACCGAUCACGUCAUUCUAAAAGACCUCGGGCAUUAAACAAUUUGUCUACUGUCACACUAUCAACAACUUCGAACUCACUGUCUACUUUGGUGGAUACUGGAUCAAAUUAUAUUUCAUCUAAUUUAUUAUCAGUCCCUUCUUCUGGAUCAUCACUUAUUUCAUCAGAAGCUACUUAUGAAGAAUCGCAUAAAGGGUGGACUCGUCUAGUGAAUAAGAAAACGCAAAAUGUAGUGUACAUAACGUCUGAUGGUACUCGUUUACAUAACGUCGAUGAAGUAUACACAUAUUUAUCAACAAGAAAUUCAGAAUGUGAAAUUAAUUCCAGUAUAAAAGAAUUAAUCGCUGCUCAUUUCAUUUUCGCACCAACAAUCAAUGGUCCUUCACUUGAGGAUACAUUAAAUUUUGUUCAUAGAUUACAGGGUUCUGUUUUAAAAGAUGAAUCAGUGAAUGAUAACGUUUCCCAAUUUCUAACAACUGUAUCAAGUAGUGUAAAUAGUGAUAGUGUUUCACAAGCCGUUAAAUCAUCAGAGGAAGUUUCCGCCUGUCGUGUUACGUUCAACCCCGAUUAUUUACCAAGCUCGGACCUGCCAGCAAAACGAUCAAAAUUAUCUGAUGAUUUACUUAGUUCAGUUUGUAAGCCAAAAGAGCCAUCUACAUUGAAGGGACAGUCCGUUAACUGUUCAGUCAAUACAACUAUCAGUGCAUGUCCUACACAGUCAUUUGUAUCAUCGAAUAAUUGUGAACUGAAUAUUUUGUGUACUGAUGCACUGCAUACUUCACCAAUUGAUCGAAUUCGUGAAGGACCAAGUGAUUUUGAAAAUAAUCAAUUCACUCACAAACAGAACUUGAAUAAUUUGAGUAAGAAUGAAGCUGAAAAUUUCGCAACUUCGUCUACUAGCGUAUUUCCUGAUGAUAUAUCUUCCAGUCGAAUAAAACCAAGUCAGUUGCAGAAUGAUAGCGAAGUAGUUGCUAAACUUACCACUGAAACCCUUACAACUGGCGCCUUGCGUACAUCGUUAGCAUCACUAACUACUGAGGUUGUUCCGUCCGUUAUAUCUCCGUCCAAGCAGAUUGGUGUAAAUGCUACAAAUUUUAGUUUAUCAGACGCUACUAGUUCAUGUUUCGAUCCAUCUCAGGCAAAUUUAGCUACACUGAACGUCUUGCAACAAAAUUCUGUUAAUCCACUGUUCAUUGAACAAUUACUUGGAAUCAGUCAAAUGCGUCAUAUUCAACAUCCACAGCAGCAUAAUCAUAAUUUGAGUUCAGGCAUCACGGUCACAGUACCGACACAAAACAUCAUAGGAAACUAUCCAUUUGGUGUUUUAGCUAGUCAGUCUCUAUCAAAUCCUAUUUUAUCAUCUUUAACAGCUGAAUGGCUUUCAAAUCUUCGUUCAUCUGCACAACAAUCGAUAACUAGUAGUACUCUGCCAGAGUUGACACUGAAUUCAGCUAUUGACAAUUUAAAUGCAACUUCUGUUCUUCAGCAAUAUCAACAACGACAACAUUUCUUAACUCUGGCAGCCUUACAAAAACAUCAGCAAAAUCAAGCAUUAGCCCUGAUUCAAAAUGCCGUCUUGCUCCAACAACAAAGGAAUAAUAGUGUUGCAAACGCUGCUGCACUUGUCUUACGUCAACAACAAGAGCAACAGUUGGCAGUAGCUUCUUUACAAGCCCAAAGUUAUAUAGCUGCUUUGCAACAGCAGUUUACUAAUUCACAUACCUAAAAUAGACUUCUCAUUACCCCAUUAAUAAUAAUAUACAUAAGUAAGAGAUCGAUUUAUUCACACCGUUCUUCAUUGGUAUGUUGUAUAUCACACAUAUCUGUUGACAAAUGUCUUUCUCAUUUGAUUCAUUUUUUAUUGAUUUUCUCCUUACAUUGUGCCUACGCUAGUCUGAUGUAUUAACAGUGAUGAUAUUUGAUAAUACUAGUCGCUCCUCAAAGGUAUACUCGUAUAUGUACACAUGUUGAUACUGGAAUUUCUGCUUUCCUUGCAUUUCUUUUCUUUUAACUAAAAACUUCUAUUCAUUUUGAGUUUGUAACAGUGUUCUAUAACUACAGCACUGACUUCUCAUUACCAUUCGGUCCUGUAUUUAAAUGUUAUAUUGUAAUUAUACUUUCCUCUCAAAUCUUAUUUUUUGGUAGUAUAUUUAUAUAUUGUACUAUUUGAUCAUUAUUUGUAUAGCUAUCUUUUCUUAGGUGUUUCUGUGCGUUCGUUUCCAUUUGUAUUCUGUUUUUCUUUGUUUAUAAUAUUCUCUCUCUCUCUCUCUCUAGCUUUCAUCAUACCUUUUACCUAAUCAUAUUUUGAACAUGUUAUUAUUACUACUAUUAUUACUAAAGACGGCAUGAACAAUUGAUACACUCUUUCCUAUUUAACUAAUUUCUCAUUCUGUUAAUACCAUAUAGCUGAAUCUAUCAUUUCAGGUGUUGUUACAUAACUGGAAGAAAAUAUGUGUUAAGCUAUUUUUCACAAUGGGUGGCAGCCUUCUUAUAAAUAGUAUAUAUUGAAGGAAAUUAAAAUUAUAUUAGUAAGAAAGUGUAAUGCUUUUAGUAGUGGCCCAGUUAAAAAAUGAUCAGUUUCCUUGCACUACUGUCUGAUACUCAUCUACUGAAGAUGCUUACUUUGUAUGUUUAUGUUAAUUUAUGUGAACUGGAUAGUUCAGUUAUCAAGAUUUCAUUGUCCUCGUCAACUUCAACAUUUGAUCCAAGUGGAAGUGCAUUUUUCAGAUUAUUCUGAAGUAGUGAAUACAUCCUUCGUUUGCGACAGGUUGUCUUCGUAGGUGUUUGUAGUCUUUACUUUCCGUUCGAGAGGAAAGAAUCAUUAUUACAAAUCAGAUUAAUUAUUGAAUCAAAGAUUGCUUGAUAUGUACAUUGUUGUGAAUAAAGUAUGGUAAAGUUUCGU
Molecule: messenger RNA, 3694 nt
Organism: Schistosoma intercalatum
Lineage: Eukaryota; Metazoa; Platyhelminthes; Trematoda; Strigeidida; Schistosomatidae
Source: the annotation of a GenBank genome assembly